AAACAAGUACGCAUCAUCUCUUGGCACUCGGAAGGUCGUUCUAGAAUUGUUUCCGCCGCCUGCCGCUCAAGCGCCCCUCUUACUCGAGUCAACCACGGCGGGGUGGUGUGAAACAAGCACUUUGUGUACGUCCCACCUUCCGAAAGAUUUCAUUGCACCAUCAACUCUCAAUCACACAUUUGGAAGUGGGAAUCGCUGUCUCGGAGUGGUCUACGGAGUGCAUGAUGCCACGACCGAUAGUGGCGCCCGACAAGAGACGUCGCAUCGCCCAAGCCUGCGACAAUUGCAAGCGCAGAAAGGAAAGAUGCGAUGGCAGCCGACCGUGCAGCAUCUGCAUCCGACGAAGAAGGGAAUCCGAAUGCCACUUUUCCGAGACGCCUGCUAGAUUGCUGCGUCCCCAGACUAAUACUGCCAACUCCGGAAGUCCUGGCAGUGUUGGUCAAGCGUCUCCUUUGGUCAACGCGUCGAGGAAUCGUGGUGGGAGUAACGCGCCUCUACCGCCGCAGUUCCAGCAUAAUGAUGUCGCCGCCCGUACAAGUAUCGCCAGUCUUGGCGCCAUAUCUGACCCUUCGCCGGCUAGUAUCGCAUUAUCUGGAAACCUGAGCGAUACAAGUCAAGCGGAGAUGGCCAUUGAUCGUAUCCUGAAUGCCAGUGUCGACCAGCGGGGUGCUAGAGCCAAUGUUGAGUCUAAUUCUCGACCAGAGUCUGUCGCACCAGUACCUAGACUUGCGCGACUGCUUCGCGAUACUCAAGGCAAAUUCAUGUAUGUUGGCGACUCUGCCAGUCUCUCCUUUGUUCAAAGUGUGAGGCGCAUGGUCUCAUCAGCCAUUGGCGACUGCGACUUCACUACCGACCCCCUACGGCAUCAGAUCGUAGAAACAACUCCUGCAGGCUCUAUGCAGGCACCUGACAUGUCACCUCUAGAUAUUAAUCUAGAGGAAUGUCACCGACUGUCUCGACAGUAUCUCCUCGCGACCACUGGGCUCAUUGACCUGUUCGAUAUCCCUACCUACUACCGCUAUCUGAACGAAUGGGUCGUCGACAAAGCCCGUGACAGCAAUCUCAAGUCUUCUAUCUUCUACAUGGUUCUUGCUAUCGGUGCGCAAGUUUCAUCACCAGACGGCGACCAAAAUCUUGCGGAAAAGUAUUUCAAUCGUGGUCGGCAUAUGGCUGUUAUGACCUUCACCGACGCGCCUAGUCUCUUAACUAUCCAGGCCUACCUCUGUAUAACCAUGUAUAUGCUGGGUGCAUGUCGUAGGAACGCCGCGUUCAUGCAAUUUGGUAUUGCAGUCAGAGCCGCAUUCGCUCUUGGAAUGCACAAGAGCAGCACACACGCACUAUUUGACGAAACAGAAGCAGGGGCAAGGCGCAGGAUCUGGAAGAGUGUGCGUGUACUUGACAUCUUUUUGAGUGCGUCGCUCGGCAGACCACCAGCCACUUCUGAUUUGUCCAUGGAAAAGGAAGGCGACGCUACCGUCGAAGAAACACAAGCAGCAUCUGCAGAUCCCUUCUCAGGCAAGGUGCUUGCUCUUUGCGAUAUCUUCGAGCGCAUCAUAAUCGAUGUCUACAUGAAGAAAGCCGUCUCUACACGUCUAGCAGACUUAAUAUCAGGUCAAUAUCGAGACUGGACGAGCGAUCUUCCAGAUUCGUUACAAUUGGCAAACCUGGACUCCAGCGAGGAUGAUCCGGAGAAGCUGUCGAAAGUCCUGGCUGCCAGCUACAUCAUAAGCUCUUAUCAUUGGUCCAUAAUCCUGCUUACGCGACCCUUCUUGACUUUCCAAAUCAUCAAAGAUAUGAGCAGAGCUGGACAAGACUUGGAAUUGAACGAUCAAGUUGACCAAUCAUCAAUAAAGACAUAUGCGGACGCCUGCGUGGAUUCGUCGCUUAGAUGCCUCAACAUCGCUCAGACCCUGAUGCGCUACUCGUCCCUUCCUCAUCGCCUCCCCUUCAUCAUAAACUCGGUCUGUAACUCGGCACUCGUUCUGGGUGCCGCAACAUUCGCAGACCAAGACAAAUUUCUGCCACUCGAGGACGGCUUGCUUCAAGGCAUACAGAUUCUCAAUCACUUUGCACAGUGGGAUCCACAUGCGGCCCGCUAUGCUCAAAUCAUCACAUACCUCCAAGAUGCCACAAUCAAGUAUAUUCGUCAACGAAGCCAGAAAUCUAUGGAGUCGAGGAGGAGCAACGUCACUAAGCUCUUUGGGACAAUUGGUCAACAAGCAGGUGGCGCUGAACAAAUGCUACAAGACCUGCCACUUGGCCUCACUCCUACCCCCAAUAAUCUUGAUCUCGGAGAUCCUCUUCAGGCCAUCAAUGUCGAUCCUUCAUUAUACAACAGGCCGGCAUUGAUGACGGAUCUGUAUCCUCUGAUAAACAAUCAAGGAGCUUUGCCUGGCUUGCUCGAUGGUGGUUUUUAUCAGCAGCCACAUGCUGACAAUGGUCUCAUGGCUGAUGGAUCUGGCUAUCAAGAUGACGCUUACUACUUUAUGGAUCAAGAUCUGUCAAUGUUUGGAUUUUGCUGAGAUAAACCAUAUUUAUAACGCUAUCCUAACAAGGCCAUCUGCUCGCUCGCAUCUGCCCUGUAUUGCAAAAACAGCUAGAUUGUG
Molecule: messenger RNA, 2606 nt
Organism: Aureobasidium subglaciale EXF-2481
Lineage: Eukaryota; Fungi; Ascomycota; Dothideomycetes; Dothideales; Saccotheciaceae
Exons: 1
Coding region: 222-2522 (766 amino acids)
Biological process (GO): DNA-templated transcription; positive regulation of transcription from RNA polymerase II promoter by galactose
Cellular component (GO): nucleus
Molecular function (GO): DNA-binding transcription factor activity, RNA polymerase II-specific; zinc ion binding; RNA polymerase II cis-regulatory region sequence-specific DNA binding
Source: RefSeq, a predicted model, not a curated record